AUGGUUGAUAGCACCCAAGAAAAUUCACUCAGCUACAAUGAAAACGUGGAACUCAUUGGGGAUAUUAUAGAGAUUAGCCUGCACUCCAUCCUACAGAUACGGCAAGUGUAUCCACAAUUCACAUUCGAGAGGAAGCAGAAGUGGGGAGCAAUUGUGUACAAGAGUAGAGUGGCAGUGGUACAGAGCUAUAUAGCAGAGCUAAUCAGAUGCGUCAAGGUGGAGCUGCACGAGGAUAACGUGGAGAAUGUAAUCAUACUAAUAAAGAACACGCAAGAUGUACCGAUCGAGAGAUUCAUAUUCAAUAUCUCAAAUGUAGUCGCAGGUGAAAUACCGGAAAAUCUCAAAGACGAAGAAUUUGUCGGCGGUUUGAAAAAGUCUGAGAUUGGCAACUACGCAAGAUCAAUACUGGUGAGGUUGUCGAGCUUAGACGCUUUGCUUGAACCAAUAAGUGAGCAAGAAGACUUGACAUUUGCAGUUCUGUUGGAAAUGAAGGAUGACAUAACCCAGGACAACAAGGCGUGGAUGGCUACUGCAAACACCCCCAGUGGCUCAGAGAUUAUACCAAUAAGAGGUCUUGACACAGGGAUUAUAAACGUUAAGCUAUUGUGUCAAGAGCUGCACUAG
This is a messenger RNA of Wallemia ichthyophaga EXF-994, 624 nucleotides long. Its product is annotated as Mitotic spindle assembly checkpoint protein MAD2B. The record is from RefSeq and is a predicted model, not a curated record. Gene Ontology annotation, cellular component: zeta DNA polymerase complex. Lineage: Eukaryota; Fungi; Basidiomycota; Wallemiomycetes; Wallemiales; Wallemiaceae. Bases 1 to 624 code for a protein of 207 amino acids. The transcript has a single exon.